AUGGCGCCCGCUUCCAAGGCCGAGGGGUCGGCGCGCGGACGCACCGCGGCCAAGGCUGAGGCCGGAGCGAAUACUAACACACAAUACCCCAUCGUGAGGAAGGACGCGGGGAAGAACGACGCCAACCUGGGACUGGACGCGAUUCUCGCAGCCGCGGCCGAGGAACUUCGCAGCUCUUCCGGUAGCGCUGACGGGAGCGAGGACGAGAAGAAGAAGGGCUCCGACAAGGGCAAGAAGGGCGACAAGGGUUCCAACGGUAAGGACGGUAAGGGCAAGGAUGCAUCGGCGCGUAAGUCCGGUCGCGACGCCGGCAAGGGCGACAAGGCCGGCAAGCCCGGCUCCGGGAAAGAUUCGGACGCCAAGGCCAAGGUCAAGGCGAAGGAUGCGAAGACUGAGGAGGAGGAGGAGAAGGAGGUCGAGCUCGAGGCGAACGGCAAGCCCAAGCUACCACGUCCCGAAGGAACCGUGUCUUGCCCGCGAUGCGCCAGCGAAGAGACGAAGUUCUGCUACUACAACAACUACAACGUGAAGCAACCGCGGUACUUCUGCCGCGGCUGCCAGAGGUAUUGGACCGCGGGCGGCAUGCUGCGCAACGUCCCGGUGGGCGCCGGAAGGAGGAAGAACAAGAACGGCGUCAACGGCUCGGGAGAUAACUCGCAGGCGGCGGGUGCCGCGGCGUUCGCGGCCCUCGCAGCCUCGGCGGCGGCGAACGGACGCGGGCGGGUCGGAGCGCUCGGAGGCCUCACCGAGGCUGCCAUGCACGCCGCCGCCGCCGCGCUAGGAAAGCGCGAGCGCAGGGACGGCAGCUCGGACGGAAGCGCGACGGAGGCUGAGGGCGACGAUUCCGCGUACCGCCUCGCCGCGGCGGGAUCGGGCGCCUGGCCGAUGCCCUUCGGCGCCGUGCCCUCGUCCUCGGGGGGCGGGCGGGGCGGCUCCCCGGGUGAGGGAAGCGGAGCGGGCGAGGGUAGCGGCGCGGGCGCGGCGCCGGACUACGGAGCCAUGUUCGCCGCCAUGUCCGGCGGCAUGCCCGGAUACAACCCGUUCGCGGCGAUGCAGGCCGCCGCGGCGAUGCAGGCGGCCAGCUCGGGAUCCGCGGCCGGAGGGUGGGACGCCGCGGCGAUGCAGCAGGCCGUCGCCGCGCAGAUGACGGCGUUCAUGCAGGGCGCCACGGCUCAACAACCCAGCGCGGAGCAGCAGCAGCAGCAGGCUGCCGCCGCCGCGCAGCAGGCGUUCGCGGCCGCGAUGGCGGCGAGGUACGGGGGCAUGAACCCCUUCGCCAACCCGUACAGCAACCCCGGGUCGCCCCGCGCCUCCAUGGCGGACUCUGGUUCGGCUCCCGCCCCCGCCGCUGCCAGCGCCGGCAGCGUGCCCGCGUACCCCAGGGCGACCGAGCAACCCCCCGCGACAUCCGUGACGAACGGGGCACAGCCCGCGUCCAGCGCGGCGCCCACGACCUCCUCGGCUCCCCCGGGAUUCUUCCCACCCGCCGCCGCCGCCGGAGCGCCCAACUGGGCGAGCAUGAUGGCCAUGAUGGGCCCCGCGAUGGCCGCCAUGCAGGCGCAGCACGCGCCCAAUUCUUUCGGAGGAAUGGAUCCGGCGCAGAUGCAGCAAAUCGCCGCCGCAAUUUCCGCCGGGUACAACCCGUACGCCGCACCACCCGCUGCCGAGGGCAAGGGUGCCGCCGCGGACGCCCCCGACGCCAAGCGAUUCAAGGUUGAGGAUCGCGCGGGUCACGCCGGUUAACUCCCGGCGCUUCGCAGACCCACACUUACCACAUACAACCAAGGUUCCACAUACAACACGACAUAAAACCCUGCAUUCAUUUCAUCAUCAUCAAGCAACAUAAGGGAUUGGAACUUUUCCAUGUACUUUGAAUGAGGUGCACGCUAAAGCCAAAACUCUCAGUAGCCGAUCUACUGCAUAUCUAGCACCUGUAUUGAUUUGUAAAGCAAGCGCGCAACACGCAAGCG
Messenger RNA from Micromonas commoda, 1970 nucleotides. RefSeq names its product dof-like transcription factor. The record is from RefSeq and is a predicted model, not a curated record. The transcript has 2 exons. NCBI's taxonomy places the organism in Eukaryota, Viridiplantae, Chlorophyta, Mamiellophyceae, Mamiellales, Mamiellaceae. Gene Ontology annotation, molecular function: DNA binding; DNA-binding transcription factor activity. Gene Ontology annotation, biological process: regulation of DNA-templated transcription. Bases 1 to 1743 code for a protein of 580 amino acids.